GCGAAUCGGAUGACGAUCUGAUUUCCGGUCAGUUUUGCGCUUAUUGCAAAACAGUACUUGGUUAUGAUUUGAGCAAGAUACAUUGAUCCCAGAUCUGCGUUUACCGGCAAAUUCCGUGUUCUGGUGACCACGUGUCUGUGCGCUGACCAAUGGCAACGCUCCUAGCUAUAGCUGAACGAAGCCAUGUGAGGAUCUGUAAAAUGGCGGCGCAGUGGCGUAGAAAAGAUGAGCGUAUACUCACCGGCAACACGGACUUUCUGACCGCAAACACAUUCAAUGAGGCUGUCCUGGGUAAAGGGGAAGUCAGUGAUCUGGAAAUGGACACUCACUCCUGCCUGGACCCUUCCAUCCUGGCUAUGUUUGAAGACUCCGCCGUAGCUGCAGAGACUAGGAGCAGACUGGAUGAGGAGAGUGAGUCCACGUUGUUGACAGCUCUAACAGAGAUACUGGACAGUGUUGACGAUGAGACCCUGUCUCCCUUUGACACCCUGCCUGACACUGGGCUCUUCUCUGACCAGAGGCUACGGGACAACUCCCCGUUGAGGCGGCUGCUGAGUUUAACACGGUCUCCACCUGAUAAAGAAGCAGUCUUUCGUUCCAUAAAGACCCCCUCUUCAUCUUCAUCCCCCUCUUCCUCUGUUGGAAAGGUUGAGACAGUCAUUACUGACAGACCCAGGAGGGCUAGGCUAACUCCCAGAGCCCAGGGCUCUUCCACAUCCAUACAGAGGAGCGAUGGAGAGGAGGAGGAAAGGAGUGAUACAGAAGAGGAGGAGGGCGGCAAGGUCCACAUUCACAGUCCGCCUCGGGGCUUCAAUCUGACCAAUCAGGACUCGGGAGAACUCUCCCUCGACCAAUCAGAAGUGAGAGCGCUGAACUCUGUAGAGAAGGACCAUGGCUACUCCUCUACAGUGUCCCUGGUGGACCUGGUGAAACUCAUGCACCCCUACUGCCUGAGGGUGUGCCUGGAUGAGGAGGGGAAGGACUGGAUCGGCACAUCCAGGCAGGAGGCCUCCUCCCUGGGGGAAUGGAGCGCGGACCAGAGAGUACCCCUUGAGGGCGAGGUGUGGAGGUAUACGAAGCCUGGUUCGGAAGAGAGCGACGAGGAAAUUGAUGUGGACGGAUCAGAUGACGAGUGUCCCUCGGGAGGAGGGAUGAAGGAUGAGAAAGAGGGGGAUGGAGAACAGGGAAGUAAAGGUGAAGAAGUGAAGCAACUAAAAAGUCUACUUGUGAAGUGGGAUGGGCCCAAAGAAGGCCAGAAGACCAAGAACAAAAAAAGAGUGAGCUUCGGACCUGUCCUGGUGACAUCCUACGAGCUACCAGAAACAGACGAACUUGACUUAAACGUGCUCCCGGACUUGAGCGAGCUCACCAGCCAAAUCCCCAUUUUUGACGUCAACACCAAAACAACGACCAUUUCCCUCACAACACCCUCUCCAGAGUCUUCAGCAGCAUCUUCAAAGGACAACCAACAUCCGGUUGAAACUGACUUACCUGAAAGGACCGGAGAUAAGUCGUUUUCGGAGCCUCCACCACAGCAAGGCGAGUCCAAGCCCAGACCGGCCCUCAGUCUUCAGCAGUACCGCCUGCUGCGCCAGCAGAAAAGACUACCCCUGGUGGUGAAACCUGAGAAUUACACCACCAAAUGGCCCUCUCUACCUGAAACCCCCAAGGAGUUGCCUCCUAUACCCUAUUUGCAAGGACCUAAAUAUAAUGUUUGGGGACCAACGACCACACAUCAUUACAUAGGAAGUAAAACAGGGGAUGAUGUCAGUGGAUUCAAGCCUAUAUCUAAGACUAGGACAAAGAUUGUCUCUCCUGCUUGUCCCAGUAAACCUGGUAAAGGCAUUGGCAUCAAUGGAUCAAAGCCUGUAAGAAGUGGGACUAAGACUUCUCCUGCCAGCUCAGCUUUAAAGCCCAAACGCAACUCAAUGGAAGCUAAAUCUGCUAAUUAUGUUGGUGUAUUAAAGCCUAUUUGGACUGAGACCAUCUCUCCUGCUAGUCCCUUACCAAGUCCCAACCUGAACUCCAACUCAGUGGCGGGUCUGGGCCAGAACAGGACUAGCCCAGAAAAGAGUGCUGUUGCGAUCAGUAGCGACCCCCCAAACCCUGUCCUGGUCCCACUACCAGGAACCCGUCCAUCUUUGGAUGGAUUUGAUAGGAGCCAUGGGACCAACCAGGAGAAGCAGGAACAGGAACAAUCUCUACCUCUGUCCACCACCCAGGAGUCUCCGGCGCCCAAGCCCAAAAUGGUGUUCUGCAACCGGGAUCCAAGCCUGAAGAGCACCAGUCUCCUCCUUGAGAUCCAGCGGAGGUUCUCCACAAAACAACCAUUGCGGAAAGCACUUCACACCCAAAACACUGCAGAGACCAUGAAACAAGGGCAUCAGCCUCGCUCUCUCAGCCAAAGGAAAGGGAUCGAGACCGUACCAGAAGGGUCCAAGUUUUCCCCAAGUGCAUCAGUAAUGGCAAGUCCAUCCUCCAGACCCUCAGUCCAUCCACCCACCCAUGCUGUUGUUGCUCCUUACCCAGAGAUGGAGAGGGCAAAGCGGGUAGCGCUUGGGAACCUCCCCCAUGUCCAACUGUCCACCUCUCCAGAGAGUAACACCUGCAUACAGACCCCCACCUGCGGCACAGGAAUCGAAGCCACAGAUCUGACCAGCCUUCUGGAGCGGUUUGAGGAGACACAAGCCAAAGAGGAGACUGAGAGUGAACCUGAAGGCAGUCCAGAUAGGAGCCCUGUUAGAGAUGAAGCGCUGAGCAACAACACUGAAGGGAUGCUGACACUGCUGGGUGCCCAUCUCCUCAGCACCCAAGAAAAACUCUGUCUUCCAGAACCCGCUGGCUUUCCAGAACUUGUCAACACUCCGGAACCCCUCAGAGCUCCGGAACCCCUCAGAGCUCCGGAACCCCUCAGAGCUCCGGAACCCCUCAGAGCUCCGGAACCCCUCAGAGCUCCAGAACCCCUCAGAGCUCCGGAACGUUGUGAUACUCAGGAACCUCUCAGCACCCAGAAUGUUCUCAGCACUCAGGAACAGGCCCCUGCACAGCCGCGCUGGAAACCGCUUACCCCUGUCGCACCUCAGAGGAAGCAACCGGCAACCCCCAAACCUGUCCCUCCCAAGGCCAUCCAAAUCAUCGACCCCCGUCCUCUACCACCCAAAAAGGCCCACCCCCUCCCCCCAAAGCCCCCUGUCACCCCCCCUGAGUUCCAGACACCAGUAUCUUUCUCCUCGGACCACGACUACUGUCUAUCUCAGGAUCAACCAGGGAGUAAUACUACUACGCUAUGCAGCAAAAGACAAACGAUACUCCCCGACCACCAACCAAUCACCAACCCCUCCUCAGUGCCUGGCACGCAGAACUCUGGGAAAUAUUUGCGCCAGCAGCAGCCAAUGGACUCCAGGACUGUUCCAGAGACAGAACUUCCCUCAGACUCUGCUCCGCCAUCUACAGAUAGCUCCCCCUUUAGGACGGACGCCAUUACUGGAGGGGAGACACAGGAAGAGAGAACCAGCCCCUGCAUCCCUUCCCCUCCUUCACCCAGUCCCCCUGCCAGAGGUAGGAGGUCGUCCCGGCGCUAUCGGACAAGGUCUUCAUGCUCGGACUCUAGCUCUAGGUCCCCUUCUUCAUCAUCAUCUUCCUCAUCCUCCUACUCUCGAUCCAGGUCUCGCUCUCCACCCCGAAAGAGGUUCUGUCCCAGGCGUUCUGAAAGCAGCUCCUCCUCCUCGUCCUCUUGCUCCAGCUCCGUCUCCUGUUCCCCGGUUCCCUGCCGGUACCGGCUCCCCUACCCACAGUCCUGGAAACGCUCUCGGUCCACAUCAAAGUCCUGGACUCAGUCUGGUUCCAGAUCUAGGUCCAGGUCCCCCACCACACUGGCCUACAGCAGGGCCCAGAGGUGGAGGGACUGCUACAGCUCCAACAACGUCAGGGACUCCAGGAAACGAAAGAGACAACAAGAUAUGAGGAAUCAAAAACUAAAAGCCAUAGACGAGCGCAGGGUGGUGUACGUGGGCCGCAUCCAGAGGACCAUGAUGCACGCGGAGCUGAGAGAACGCUUCUCUCUGUUUGGAGAGGUGGAGGAAUGCACCCUGCACUUUAGAGACAUGGGUGACCACUACGGCUUUGUGACGUUCUACAACAUGAAAGAUGCGUUCGCAGCCAUCGAGAACGGCUACAAGCUGAGGAGACCUGACGAGCUGCCCUUUGACCUCUGCUUCGGGGGCAGGCGUCAGUUCUGCAAAUCUACAUACGCCGACCUAGAUUCUAAGCGAGAAGAGGAGGACUCCACUCCAGCGAAAAGUAAGGAGGAGGAGCUGGACUUUGACACGCUAUUGAAGCAGGCACAGAAAGGCUUGAAGCGGUAGCAGAGUCCUGGAGGAAGAGAGGGAGCCAAGAAAGAAAAAAGGAAUGAUGGGAGAGGAGAAAACAUUUACAUUUUUUACAUUUUAGUCAUUUAGCAGACGCUCUUAUCCAGAGCGACUUACAGUAGUGAAUGCAUACAUUUCAUUUUUUUCAUUUCAUACAUUUUUUUUUUUCGUACUUGGCUCCCCCGUGGGAAUCGAACCCACAACCCUGGCGUUGCAAACACCAUGCUCUACCAACUGAGCUACAGGGAAGGCUGCCUAAGAAAGGUCCCAAAUGUCGCCCUAUUCCCUAUAGAGGGCACUAAUCUUAGGGCUCUGAUUCCAAAGCAGUGCCCUCUAUAGAAGGGAAUGGGUUUUAAUUUGGGACUGAGCCAACAAGUUAGCAAGACUUACCUCAGAGCUAUACACAUGUGCAUACUUUAACAUUAUAGAAAUGUUGUUUUAACUUGUAUUGGUUCACUUUUAUCAACUCAUCUUAUUUUAUUUACUGUGCUAGCAAAACUUUGUUGAUGCAGUAAAAAGAUUUUUAAGAAAAAAAAUCAUAAGUUAAUUAUUAGAAUAUUGUAAAAACAAAAAUAUAUAUACAAAAAAAAUGUUUAAAGGAAGGAUCUUUAAAUAUCUUUGUUUGCACUAAUAUUGCAUUUGCAAGCUUUGCUUUACUCUCGUCUGUUACAGUGUUUAAAAAGUUGAGAUUCCCUUAGUCAUUUUAUUCCCAAUUAUGAACAUGUUCUUUAUGAAUGAAUAAAGACUAUUAUUGUGUAAUGCUGAA
Messenger RNA from Salmo salar (Atlantic salmon), 5133 nucleotides. RefSeq lists its product as uncharacterized. The record is from RefSeq and is a predicted model, not a curated record. Lineage: Eukaryota; Metazoa; Chordata; Actinopteri; Salmoniformes; Salmonidae. Gene Ontology annotation, biological process: positive regulation of transcription by RNA polymerase II. Gene Ontology annotation, cellular component: nucleus. Gene Ontology annotation, molecular function: transcription factor binding; RNA binding.